Messenger RNA from Manduca sexta (tobacco hornworm), 1453 nucleotides. It is a transcript of the gene Alg7, whose product is annotated as UDP-N-acetylglucosamine--dolichyl-phosphate N-acetylglucosaminephosphotransferase. Gene Ontology annotation, biological process: dolichol-linked oligosaccharide biosynthetic process; protein N-linked glycosylation. The record is from RefSeq and is a predicted model, not a curated record. Lineage: Eukaryota; Metazoa; Arthropoda; Insecta; Lepidoptera; Sphingidae. Gene Ontology annotation, molecular function: UDP-N-acetylglucosamine-dolichyl-phosphate N-acetylglucosaminephosphotransferase activity. The transcript is spliced from 6 exons. The coding region runs from base 222 to 1409 and encodes 395 amino acids. Gene Ontology annotation, cellular component: membrane.
AAAUACUACGUAAGAAAAUAAAGAUUUAAAAAAAAACCCACGUUAUAAGUUUUCACCUCAAUUUUAACCCUCAUAGAGUUAUAUCAACAGAAAGUAACGAACAGGAUGUCAGUUCGCCUAUAAUUACACGGAAAUACAUGUAAAGUGAAAAUAUAGAUGAGUAUACAUCUAUAACCUGUGUUAUAGUCUGAAAUAAAUAGUUUUAAGGAAUACAAGUGAAAAUGUGGUAUUUAGUACUGUUAGUUAUAUUGUCAUUAAUAGCCUAUUUUAUCACUGAUGAACUUAUAUUAAAACUUUUGAAUUUAUUCGUGAAAGCCGGUUUAUACGGAAUCGACUUGUGCAAAACUGAAAAAAAGAAAAUCCCAGAAGCAAUAGGAGUUGUAUCAGGAUGUGUUUUUUUGGUAGUAAGCUUUUUAUUUAUUCCAAUAAUUUUUGGGAAUAGUUUAAUGGACACUCAGAAUUUUCCCCACAAUGAGUUUGCAGAGUUUUUAGCUGCCUUGUUAUCAAUAUGCUGCAUGUUACUAUUGGGCUUUGCUGAUGAUGUCUUGGACUUGAGGUGGAGGUACAAAUUGCUACUUCCCACAGUGGCAUCAUUGCCACUCCUAGUAGUAUACUAUGUGAACUUUAAUUCUACAACAUUUAUUGUACCCAUACCAUUAAGGCAAUGGUUCGGCAUAUCCAUCAAUAUCGGAUUACUCUAUUAUAUAUACAUGGGAAUGUUAGCGGUUUUCUGCACAAAUGCAAUUAAUAUUUUGGCCGGUAUAAAUGGUCUUGAAGUAGGCCAAUCUGUCAUUAUUGCACUAUCUAUUAUAAUUUUUGACAUUAUUGAAUUAAGAGGAGAUCAAUACAAAGCACAUGCUUUUUCACUUCAAAUUAUGAUACCUUAUCUUGCUACUACUUUGGCAUUGAUGAAGCAUAAUUGGUACCCAUCCAAGGUGUUUGUUGGAGACACAUUUUGCUACGUAUCCGGGAUGACCUUUGCGGUUGUUGGUAUUCUAAGUCAUUUCAGCAAAACGGUUCUUCUUUUCUUUUUGCCCCAAAUUAUAAAUUUUAUUUAUUCUGUGCCUCAAUUAUUCCAUUUUGUACCCUGUCCACGACACAGGCUACCCAAGUAUAGUGGGGAAACGGAUUUGCUUGAAGCAAGUAGAACUAUCAUUAUUAAAAAGGACAUGAAUUCUUUGACUAAAAUCAUAGUUCAUGUUUGCACAUUACUACGUGUAAUUGAUAAAAAAGAAGACAAUGAAAGUAUAGUUAUAAAUAAUAUGACAUUGAUAAACUUGUUUUUGAUCAAAUUUGGGCCAAUGUCAGAGUUAUCACUUACAAUUAGACUCUUGAUAUUUCAAAUCAUAUGUAGCGGUAUAGCUUUUAUUAUAAGGUACCCUUUGGCGUCAUACUUUUAUGAUGGCUAGAACUGUCCUAUAUGCGUAUGAAAAAUAAAUCAUAUAUUACCAAA